AUGGUUUUUGUGACAAAGCUAUUCUUUUCCAGUUAUAAUGGAGCAAAAGAAGCAGCAAUCCAUCAUUAUACUAAAAGCUUCAGAGGUUUUUCCGCCAUGCUUACAUCCGAUCAAGCAACAAGACUUUCAGAAAACGAAGCUGUUAUUUCAGUCUUCGAGAGCAGAAUGAAUCAACUGCAUACGACUAAGUCAUGGAGAUUUCUAGGAGUAGAUUCUAUUCCACAAUAUAACAAACUUCCAAUGGAUAUAAAAUCAGAUGUAAUUGUUGGUGUCAUUGAUACUGGCUUUUGGCCGGAAUCUCAAAGCUUCGAUGACUAUGGACUGGGGCCUGUGCCAAUAAAAUUCAAGGGAGAAUGUGUUCCUGGACAGAAAUUCACACAAUCCAACUGCAACAGAAAGAUUAUAGGAGCUAGAUACUACUCGAAAGGAUUUGAAGCAAUAAACGGACCUCUAGAGAACCUCAACCGAACUUUCUUUCGAUCAGCACGAGACACUGAUGGCCACGGGACCCACACCUCCUCUACUAUCGCCGGAGCAAAAGUCUCCAACGUGAGUUUACAUGGGUUAGCAUCCGGUAUAGCCACCGGAGGUGUACCAAGUGCUAGACUUUCCAUCUACAAAGCUUGUUGGUUCAACGACUGUGAAGACGCCGACCUUCUCGCAGCACUCGAUGAUGCGAUACACGAUGGUGUUGAUGUUAUUUCUAUGUCUCUUGGUCCAUUUCCACCUCAACCGGUUUACUUUGAGGAUGUGAUUUCGAUUGGAUCAUUUCAUGCUUUUGAUAAAGGAAUUGUCGUAUGCGCGUCUGCUGGGAACAGUUUUUUGCCAAACACGGCGACCAAUGUGGCCCCGUGGAUCCUUACUGUUGGUGCUAGCACGAUUGAUCGCGAAUUUCCGUCAUACGUGCUACUUGGAAAUAUGAAGCAAUUGAAGGGUUUCGGUGUAAACACCACACCUGAUGUAGGGAAACAAUAUAGUCUUAUAUCUGGAGGUGUUGCUGCAGCUUCCGGUAUCCCAUCAAGAAAUGCAAGCUUUUGCAAGAAAAACACAUUGGAUUCAAACUUGAUAAAGGGGAAGAUUGUGGUGUGUACACUUGAGAGUUUGACCGAGGACAGAAAAGAGAAAGCGAUUGCAAUAAAAGAAGGCGGAGGUGCGGGGAUGAUCCUAGUUGAUCCUCUAGCGAAAUACGUUCUCUUUCAACCUGUGAUCCGAAGCGUUUUAAUUGGUCAAGAAGAAGCUCAAGAGCUUCAAUCGUACAUGAACACUAAUAAGAACUCGACUGCUAGAAUCUACCAAACAGUAACACAUGUCGGGAUUAAACCAGCACCAAUCAUGGCGAUUUUUUCCUCCAAGGGGCCGAAUAUAAUAACUCCUGACAUCAUUAAACCGGAUAUCACUGCACCAGGGGUGAACAUUUUGGCUGCAUGGUCACCUUUAGCGACGGAAGACACUGCUGGCAACAACCUUAACUAUAACAUAAUCUCCGGCACAUCUAUGUCAUGUCCACAUGUUGCUGGAGUCGCAGCAUUGUUAAAAUCAGUUCAUCCGAACUGGAGUCCUGCCAUGAUAAAAUCUGCGAUAAUGACCACAGCUGUUAGAACCGAUAACACCCGAAACCUCAUAAAAAACGACGAUUCAACUUAUGCGACACCUUUUGAUUACGGAUCAGGACACAUAAAUCCGGUUGCAGCGGUCAACCCUGGACUUGUUUACGAUUUUGACACCAAUGAUCUCAUCAACCUCCUUUGCAGCAGCGGUGCAACUCUCUCACAAAUCAAGAACUUGACCACAACGCCAGUUUACUGCAAGAAUCCUCCCACAGCCUCCUACAACUUCAACUAUCCGUCGAUUGGUGUCGCUAAUUUGAGUGGAAAUUUGUCGGUGUACAGGACAGUUACUUACAUUGGUGAAGGCCCGGCAGUUUUUUAUUCGAAACUAGAAAUCACAGGAGUAAAAGCUUCGGUUUACCCUAAUGUUAUGAGGUUUGGGAAGUACGGGGAGAAGUUGACUUACAGGAUUGAUUUUGGAACUUAUAAGAGCAGCAAUGGCAGCUUUGAGUUUGGAUCGUUGACAUGGAUGAAUAACAUUUAUAGGGUUAGGAGUCCGAUUGCAGUUAAUGUGGUCUCGGCUUAG
Messenger RNA from Lactuca saligna, 2133 nucleotides. The record is from the annotation of a GenBank genome assembly. Lineage: Eukaryota; Viridiplantae; Streptophyta; Magnoliopsida; Asterales; Asteraceae.